Molecule: messenger RNA, 1601 nt
Organism: Ananas comosus (pineapple)
Lineage: Eukaryota; Viridiplantae; Streptophyta; Magnoliopsida; Poales; Bromeliaceae
Product: alpha-1,3/1,6-mannosyltransferase ALG2-like
Exons: 9
Coding region: 133-1359 (408 amino acids)
Molecular function (GO): alpha-1,3-mannosyltransferase activity; GDP-Man:Man(1)GlcNAc(2)-PP-Dol alpha-1,3-mannosyltransferase activity
Source: RefSeq, a predicted model, not a curated record
UUCCAUUUCCGCUUCCGCUAUCCAACGAUAGAUCAGUAAUCGGGUGGUUCUUUACAAACCAGGUUGAAAAUGCAGAAAUAGUGGUGGCGGUUUCUUUGCUCUGUGGGUGGCAACGAGAGAGAGACAAAUCAAAUGGAGAAGACAAAUUCCUACCCCAAACUUAAGAUAGCCAUCAUCCAUCCUGAUCUUGGAAUCGGUGGGGCAGAAAGAUUGAUUGUUGAUGCUGCCGUCGAGCUUGCUGCUCAUGGUCAUAGCAUCCAUUGUUUCACAUCAUAUCACGACAAGAAUCGGUGCUUUGAGGAGACUGUUUCUGGUCUUUUUUCAGUGACUGUGUAUGGUGGUUUCCUACCUCGCUAUAUUUUCUACCGUUUCCAUGCUAUCUGUGCAUAUCUUCGUUGUAUAUUUGUUGCACUGUGUGUGUUGUUUAUGUGGCCCACAUUUGACAUCGUACUGGUAGAUCAGGUCUCUGUUGUUAUUCCCUUGAUGAAAUUGAAAAGAUCAACCAAGGUAAUAUUUUAUUGCCAUUUUCCGGAUUUGUUGCUUGCCCAACAUACAACGGCGCUAAGAAGGUUGUAUCGCAAGCCAAUUGACAUGAUUGAAGAAGCCACUACUGGCAUGGCAGAUUUGAUUCUGGUUAAUAGCAAAUUCACUGCAUCUACAUUUGCCACCACAUUUUCUAGCCUUCACAAGAGAGGAAUUAGACCUGCGGUUCUCUACCCGGCAGUCAAUGUGGAACAGUUUGAUGGAUCUUGCGAUUAUAAGCUAAAUUUUCUUUCAAUUAACCGAUUUGAAAGGAAAAAGAACCUUCAACUAGCUAUUACAGCAUUUGCGUUGCUCCAUUCCUUUAAGAGUAAUCUUCCGCGUGAUGCGUUGUUGGAGGCUUCUUUGACAGUUGCAGGUGGUUUUGAUAAACGCCUCAAAGAAAAUGUUGAAUACUUAGAAGAACUUAAAAUGUUAGCUGAAAUGGAAGGAGUGUCGGAUCGAGUUAAAUUUGUUACCUCAUGCUCAACAGCGGAAAGAAACGAAUUGCUCUCCAACUGUCUCUGUGUUCUAUAUACCCCAAAGGAUGAACACUUUGGCAUUGUUCCCCUCGAAGCUAUGGCGGCCAAAAAGCCCGUAAUUGCGUGCAACAGUGGGGGCCCUCUGGAGACGGUUGUAAAUGAAGUGACGGGCUUUCUCUGUGAUCCUACCCCUUUGGAAUUUGCAAAGGCGAUGUCGAAGCUCGUAAGUAACCCUAAUCUGGCACAAAGUAUGGGUGGAGAGGCACGAGGCCAUGUCACAAAGAACUUCUCUACUAAAGUAUUUGGGGAUUGGUUGAACUCAUAUGUUCUUGAUUCUUACCAUCGAAGAAUUGAAUGAUGAAGAUGGGUUAUUCUUCUGUAACCUGCAGAAAUUUGCAGCCUUGCCUUAAUUAUGACUUAAUUUACUCUUCUUUUUAACCUUUUAAUUAUUUUACGUGUUUUUGGGUGGAUUAGCUUCAAUUUUUGUAUAUCACUCAUCAUUUAUGCUCUUCUGGUGUUUUGAUUUCUAUAUGGUUAUAGUGGUGCAGCAUGUAGUGCAGAUUAAAAAAUCUCAUGUGGUAUUAUUAUUAUUUUUUUUUC